AUGCUGCGCCUUUGGGCGAUUGCCUCGGCCUUGUCGCUUUGCAGCGGCGAGAGCCUCCCAGAAGACCUCCUAGAGUUCAACGAUGAGUGUGCAGAGGGCUCUUGCGCCUUGAAUGCCUUACAGCAUCGUCGCCAGCCAAAUGCAUCAGAAGAAGAACAUGCUUAUGGUUCGGAAGAGGAAGUUCUUCAAGCAUUCAAGGGAAAGGAAGCUGUGCCGCCCGGCUCACCCAAGUGGAUUGAAUGUGACCCACUCUGCCCAGAGAUGCCGGCGCCCUCAGAUUCUUCGGACUCCCUGGGCGCUGGACCAGAGGAGGAUGACUUGGGAUCCAUGGGCCUUUGGCAUGCAGGCGCCAAUUGCUGGUACCGAUGCCAUGGUGCGGGUUCCUGUUCCGGCUACUGCGGACCGGGGAAUUCCUGCUGCCGCUGGCAUGCGCGCUAUGAUCCACCAGCCUGUCGUUCAGUGAGGUGGUGGCCCGUUAUCCACUGGCACACCUGCGUCGCGACAGGUCACUCGCAUCACAACCCUUCUCCACCGCCUUCCUCAUCUUCUUCAGGCUCCGGCUCUGACAGCUGUGCGAACCGUGCUUCGAUGGGAGAUGUGAUUACUGUCUACCACCAGACUGGCUGCAACAUCGGCCCGCAGAUUCUGAGAGAUGGCUUCCGCCUGGGCCAUUCUGGCUGGUGCGGCGGCGGCAUCUACUUUGCCAGGAGCCCGGAUGCGACCACCACCAAAGCGAUCGGACCUGACUCGCACAAGGGCUUCAUGAUCGAAGCUCGCGUCCGUGUCGGCAACGUGGCCUACGGGGAUCGCAAGUGCAAGGUCAAUGGGCAGUCCUUGCAGGGGCAGAGCCUCCUGCGCGCUGGCUACGACUCCAUCGAGUUUGACCCGGGGGAUGGCCAGGAGGUCAUUGUCUACUGCUCCAGUCAGGUAAUUUCGACCAGACAGUAUCCUUGGAAGUGUUCGUGA
Messenger RNA from Symbiodinium sp. CCMP2592, 966 nucleotides. Lineage: Eukaryota; Dinophyceae; Suessiales; Symbiodiniaceae. The record is from the annotation of a GenBank genome assembly.